AUGGGCCACCAACUUCGUGAACAUAUACCGGCUGUUAAUGUGCUGCCAACCUUCCACCUGAUCGAAGCGGAGAUUCUGGAUCUUUCAUAUGAGGCACUGGUACUACAGGUUGAUGGGAAUGUAAGACUGGAUAAAACGGCAAGAGAUCCUGCCGCCUGGAGAGCUCGUGUAGGUGAUGGAGUGGUGGGCGGUCCUAAUGGCAACCCUCCCGGUCAAAUAGCAACUAAACUGGCAACGCAACCAACCGGUCCUCAUUUAAGAGAUAGGUGCACAAUGUCUCUAAAUGGACAAUUGGGGACGCUUGGAGCCCCUGGAGCAAUGCCGCUUAUACUACUAGCGGUUAGAGUGGAUGAUCCUCAUGAUGACACACUCCAACCCCCUCCACUUGGAAUUGCAAUUGGAAAGGCGAAUCAUGAUCACUUUUUAAGAAGAGGAGUUUCUCAUAUAAUGUCCCGCGCAAUGAAUAUCAGAAGGGGAAUCCCUAACAAUUUUGAUCCCAACGAUGAUGAUCAAGUCAAUGAAAACGAAUGGCAAAUGAAUCCACCUAUAUCUAUUGCAUUCCCUCUGAUAGGAUGUAGAACAGGGUACGGAUUUAUCAACGCGGCCGAAAAUAUCCUGAGCGCAAUCAUUGGAUGGUAUCACGACCCAAGAUACACCCCACAGUUUGGUAACGCUGCAAUGCGCGCUUUCACCAUUCAAGAUAUAUAUCUCGUCGUUCCCCCAAGAACCACUGUAAAUGUACGCAUUCUCAAGCCUGCAUUGAUUCGAUCUGCCUGGGAAAAGGCAUGGGAUCGAUAUCUGCCACCUGCUCUUGGCGCUCCACCCGUACGUUAUGCUAGCGAUGUCCAGGAUGUCAUAGAUGAUCAAAUUCGACAACACGCGACCACAUAUUGGAAACCAGGUCUUGGUCAGGUUUUAUUGAUUGAUGGUGUGGAUAAUGUGGCAGGAGGAUUUCCACUAAACCUCACCCCGUGGCUACCAGAGAAUAUCACUGAUGCCUGGAUCAGACGUAAUUGUAAAGUUCUUAGAGGAGGUAGAGUAAAGAGAGUGACUGAUAUUUGA
Molecule: messenger RNA, 1062 nt
Organism: Botrytis fragariae
Lineage: Eukaryota; Fungi; Ascomycota; Leotiomycetes; Helotiales; Sclerotiniaceae
Product: putative dehydrogenase reductase protein
Exons: 4
Coding region: 1-1062 (353 amino acids)
Source: RefSeq, a predicted model, not a curated record